GACUUCUCAUUGUGUCUUUUGUUUUUGGACUCAAGAUUGAAAAGAAGAAGAAUUAACUAACUGAGAAUGAGUUCGAAUGGUGAGAAGAGAAUGAUGAAAAGGUCAGAUUUUGCACAGAAGUUGUUGGAUGAUCUUCGCGUAAGGAAAGAACAGCUUUCGAUCUCUCAAAACUGCAUAUCAACCGAUAACUAUGCAUAUUCUAACAGACGAUUGAAGGGAUCCAAAGAAACAAGAGCAAAAUAUACACAAUUUCAAGAUUUUAACUAUGGAGGAGCCAAAUCACUCACUUGCGGCAGAGAGGCUUCAAACCAGAUAAUUCCUUAUGGCAAAGGUCAGAGCAUGGAGAAAAUCGAUCUGUCCAAAGCAUUAACACUUGCACUUGAAAAUACUGGAAAGGCUACAAGAGAAGAUCCUUCAGGAAGUGCCUCAAUCAUUAGUUUCCUUCAUGAAGUAGGAAAGAGAUCUAUGGGAUACGGAACAGAAGAAAAAAGAAGCAGUCAACGACAACCUUGUUCAAGCAGUCAACAACUUCCCAUGGUUCAUGUUCAUAUUAAAGAAAUUUCAAAGGGUGCUCAAAAACUGAACCAGAUCAUUAAAGCAUGUAGCAAUGGCCUUAGUUUUCGGAAAGGAAGGUACUCGAUACAAUGCGGGGACCAACUCAUGGAAGGCGCCAUUGAAUUGGAACAGUCUCUUCGUUUGCUUGUAGACAUUCAACAAGCUUCUUCUGAGUACUUAACAAACAAACAGAGGAAAAACAGAAUCAAGCUGCUUGAAGAAAAUGAUGAUGAUGAUGAGGAGGAGGUUCCAAAUCGAGAUUACCGAAAGAUCAAAGAAGUCGCGAAGUCGGAUAUCAAGAUGAGACUAUUGGCACUUAACUAUCCAGAGGAUAAGAACAAUAAACACAGAAGGCAAGCAAUUAGUUGCGAAAAUACCCAUCAGAAAUCUCAGAAUGGAAGGAUUCCAAAUGUUGUUGCGAAGCUGAUGGGAUUAGGAGAUUUUCCAGAAGAUGAAAAAGAGACCAAGAACAAAAGUGAUGCAUCCAUAAAAUCUGCAGAGAAUCAUUCCAGGCGUAGAGUAUCAGAAGCUAGUAAAAAUCUUGCUGAAUUGAAGGCAAAAAGGAACUUAACAUCAUUAGAUUUAGUAAUCCAUAAGGAGACUCAAAACCCAGCGAAUGAAAUAAAUGACCAAGCCAAGUCUCAGCAGAAGGAUAGAGAGAAGGAUGAUUCGAAGAGUCGAAAGAGGAACAAGGCUUCACACAAGAAAGAUGGAGAACCGACGACAACAAAUGUUAUCAGAAAUCAUUCAUCUCCUUCAGAAAAUAAACACAAAGUUGUCAAAAGGAGCCAACAAAAGUCUUUUCAAAAACAUAGUUUUGAGAAGAAACUACUUUUUAGAGGGGAGGAAGAAAAGAGCAUUAAGAAAGAGAAGUUGCAGCAUGAAAAUGACGCAAUGACGAAUCAUCCGCCAAAACCUUUGAGUUCAGUAGAUAUACCAACGAAGCUACCACUCACAAGGAAAGCUAAAGCUCAGAGGAAAAGCUUUUCUCAUGUUGAAAUAGCACAAAAGGAAAUAGUUGGAGAGGUGCAUAAAGCCGAGAUUCGAGAGAAGAAAAAUCAAGACAUCUUCAAUCCAAAUGAAGGAUUUUGCAAAGUAGUGAACCAACAAGAGAAUCAGAAACUUAAUUUCAAAGAAGCAGAUGGAAAACAUGAUCAUUUACUCGGAAGUUAUAAUGAGAGUAAUAAGAUGAAAGCAGAAGAAGCAGAGACAUGCAUCAAUAGCUCUGAAGGUGUUGAGGUCCAAUCAUCAAACAGAUAUGUGUUAGAGCAAAAGAGAGAGAUCAAAGAUGACUCAAUUCUGCUUAUCACCGCAGAGAGAGUCCCAUGCCAAGCUCCACCGGAAAAUCAUCAUGAGCUUAUGUUCACAGAUGAGAUGGAUCAACAAGCUCCAUUAUCAAAGUCUGAAGGAAAUGCAGAUAGAUUAUCUAAGACAGUAUAUAAAGGAACUAAAGAGAAGGUAGAAUCUGGUGUACCCUUGUUGUCGAAGCGGCAAGAACACCGUAAACAAGAAACUACAAAAACAUUGUCUGAAACUGAAAAACACCUCAAGAAGAUAGUUGUGAAAAACCAACUAUUUGACACAGCAGAGGCAUUUUUCAAAGUCGACAUUCCUCUCAAUGUCCUUCAUGAAGCCGGUGGGGACAAUUUCUAUCAAGAAGACAAGAAUUUACUCCUUGAUUGUAGCUACGAGCUAAUUAAACGAAAAGGGAGAUUUAAAGAGUUAAGUGUCCAUCCUUUCGUGAAGGUACCCAUCAGUUCCUCUAAAGUAAACUCAUUGAACCAUCUCGUUAGACAAUUAAGCAAGGAAUUUGAGACGCUGAGAGCCUACGGUAGGGAGUGCCACACUGGAUCACUUGUUGAAGAUUACUUGCCAAAGGUGUUGGAAAGAGAUGUUCACCAUAAUGACCCACACUUGAACUCAAUGUGGGAUAUGGGUUGGAAUGAUUCGAUGUUCGCCUUCAUAGAGAAAGAUGAUGUUAUAAGGGACAUAGAAAGGGAAAUCUUCAGUGGACUAAUGGAGGAGAUAACCAGAGAUCUUAUAUGCAUAUAGCCAUGACUCUUCUAUUUUUACCAGGUCAAAAGUGAGCUCUUGAUUUAGGUGAUCAUCUUGAGCCAUUAAACUCCAUUUCAUUCAUGUUUUGUUUGAAAAUGGUUUCUUUUCUUUUUUACCUCUUGGGCAAAAUAUUGGUAUGAA
Eutrema salsugineum is the source of this 2751-nucleotide messenger RNA. RefSeq lists its product as uncharacterized. NCBI's taxonomy places the organism in Eukaryota, Viridiplantae, Streptophyta, Magnoliopsida, Brassicales, Brassicaceae. The record is from RefSeq and is a predicted model, not a curated record.